UCUAAUCGAGUCGGAAAACAAAGUCGGAUGUUAGGCUGCGCGUCUCUUCCGAAAUACUGUUAAUUUGUGGACGCUUUUUCGCGAGUGCAGACAUAAAUGAAGCCAACAUAUCUUUAGCUCCAUUACAGACGGGAUCAUCGGGUGUAACCCAUUCAAGCAGUGCUAGUGCAUCGGUUAACAAUUAUAAUUUUGCUCUGCGUCGGCGGAGUGAAAAUGUUGAAUGGACAGUCGCGUCUAACAAAAAAACAAGUACACACAAACAACGAAUGCACAUAAACAAGACGAGACAGCAAACGCAGAAUCGAGUGAAAACCUAUUUUAAAACACAAGAGCUAUAUUUAUUUUGUUGACGCUCAGGAUUUUCGGUCCUCGCAUUUGGGAUGUCUGCGGGUGCGUGUGAGUGCGUGAGUGCGAGUGUGUGGGUUGCAUACCACGGCGAAUGCGAAUAACUGCAAUUGCAAUAGAGAGCAGACACAUACACACAUGCAUAAUUGGAUUAUGGCCACACGGCAAUAAGAACGGAGAGAGUGCGAGCGGGAUAGAAAGCAGUCGCCAAAACCGAACGGACUUCCAACUGCGAGCGCUUCCAGUGCAGCUUCCACAACUGCAACGUGCCAAGAAUCGAAGAACAAUCAAAUACAUUCCAAAUACCCAACUAAGUACACAAGUUUCUAUUACCAAGCAAGCAAACAGUGAUUGAUAGAUAGUUCUCCCAAUUUUUUUCCUGUUUCAAAAUUUUUAAAGUCGUCAAACUGGGACCUAUGAGUCCGAUAAAUGUUUAGUGCUGCGUUCCAUAAACAAACACUAAAAAUAUAAUCCGUUAAACAAAUCGUGCCCGUCUAACCGUCGCGUCAAUCCUCCAACUAUUGUGUUAUCAUGGACGACUCCAUGGUGUAGCCCAAAACCCCGCCAUCAGCCAAACCACACAGUUUUAAACUCGAUCCCCAGAGAUCUCUCACCCACAACAAGCAGGCAAGGCAAGGUCGUCCAACGCCAAAACAAUCUAAAACCAACUUCACAUACACAUCCGGAUACGACAGCAACAUACGUCGUAGCUAAUAAACAUGAGCCUGAAUCAGCACAGUGGACCCGGCCCGCCGUCGGAGAUCUGCGGAUUAUCGGUGGACCAGGUGGACUCUUCGGCCUCCUCCCCCUUCAUCUGGCCGAGCACAGCGGGUAUGUGCGCUACGACCACCACAACAUCGACCAAUGGGGACGGCACCGCAGAAGCCCCAGUGAAACAUCAGCCUCUCCACAACGGCGGUUGGAUCGGAAAUGGUCUUCCGCCGGCGCCCGUGACGCGGACCAUAUCAUCGGAUCGCCUGGUCACCGGCAGCUCUUGUCGGGCACUGCGCACCGCCGUUUCAGCAUUAUACUCCGUGGAUGACUUCGUCAAGGAGAAAAUUGGAUCGGGAUUUUUUUCGGAGGUUUACAAGGUCACACAUCGUACAACCGGCCAGGUGAUGGUGCUCAAGAUGAAUCAGUUGCGGGCCAAUCGACCGAAUAUGCUGCGGGAGGUGCAGCUGCUGAACAAACUCUCGCAUGCGAAUAUAUUGAGCUUCAUGGGCGUUUGCGUGCAGGAGGGCCAACUGCACGCCCUGACCGAGUACAUCAAUGGCGGCUCCCUGGAGCAGCUGCUGGCCAACAAGGAGGUGGUGCUCAGCGCCACGCAGAAGAUAAGACUGGCGCUGGGUAUAGCGCGCGGCAUGUCCUACGUUCACGACGCAGGCAUCUUUCACAGGGAUCUGACGAGCAAGAAUGUACUUAUUCGCAAUCUGGCCAACGAUCAGUACGAAGCCGUAGUGGGGGACUUUGGUCUAGCCGCAAAGAUACCAGUCAAGUCCAGAAAGUCACGCCUGGAGACAGUCGGCUCUCCGUAUUGGGUUAGUCCGGAGUGCCUGAAGGGCCAAUGGUACGACCAGACAAGCGAUGUUUUCUCCUUCGGCAUCAUUCAGUGCGAGAUCAUAGCCCGCAUCGAAGCGGACCCGGAUAUGAUGCCGCGCACGGCGUCUUUUGGAUUGGACUACCUGGCAUUUGUAGAAUUGUGUCCGAUGGAUACUCCUCCUGUGUUUUUACGUCUGGCCUUCUACUGCUGUCUGUACGAUGCCAAGAGCCGACCCACGUUCCACGAUGCCACCAAAAAGUUGACUUUGCUGCUGGAGAAAUACGAACAUGAGUCGUCGGCUGGAGCGAGCCCACUCAGUUCACUGGAGCUGAUCAACAGCUCUCCAGGAGGCAGCGAUUCGGAAAAUGUAACGUUGACUCCCCGGGCAUCAGUACCCACGGUGGCCACUAUUUGUACUGCUCCUGCUGGCACUUUAACUCCGCGCCACCUACAGGAAGUGGACGAGGACGGCUUCCGAUUUCCAAGUAAAAAGUCUGCCUCGGCUGCGCUUCCGGCCACGCCUAAUGGGUCUGCUGGAAGCAAUGGCUUUGAUGAUCAUGUACUGAAGUCUAGGGUGCGACGGGCUACUCAGAAAUUGGAGGCCGAGAUCCUGUUGCACCGGCGGUCGCUAAGCGAAAACAUCAUCCACUUCCCCAUGCACACGUCGCCCAGUGACAAGGCGCGAUGUCAUCAGAUGCAGCGCCAGCGCUCAUCCACUCACUCACCAACGCCCCCAAGGCAGCUUUCCUCUGUUCAGUUGCCCGCCACGUCUAUUCCAGAUCCCCCACCACUUCCCAAACCCGUCCCUGCUGUACUCACGUUGCGCAAAGUGGGCGAAACGAUGUGUCUUAAGGAUCCACAGUACAAGCCGACAUCCGAAAAGGAUCACAACGGCUCUAAACCGAAUCCGUUUGAAGCGCUGGCGCAGCUGCGUGGUGUUAAGAAAAUCCUGGACGCCAAUCCUAAGACCUAUGCAGCAGGGGUGGGAGAUCUAUUCAGCUCAUGCUUCGAGAUGCUAGCGCCGUUCUUUAAAGAGCUGGCCGCAAUGCAGAGCAAAGCGGUGGCUCAGGGUGGUGGAACGAGUACGGAUGAAACUGCAACAGGGAAACUUAAUGAAAGGGCAUCGGCAGCCACGCCCAAUGAACCAAAGAGCCUGCCAGUGUCACCGCAUAUGACGCGCAAAUACAGCGCCAUCGAGCUUCGACUUCCUCAGCGAUUCAGUAAUGCUGCUCCUCCAGCAGUUACCAAUGCUCCACCACCAACAACUUUGCCAGCCGAUGAGGAUGACUGCGAUGAUUGCAACUCGGAAGGAGAGGAUCCCGAUGGCGGUGGCAACUGUGCAGAUGCGGAAUCCAGCAGCGAUGACAGCGCCGUGCGUCCGGCCACUGUCCCAACCGCUCGAAAAUAUCGCGCGAAUUCCUUGUAUACGCAUCCGCUUUUUCGCGGUCCCAAUGGCACCAGCAUGAAAAGUACCAGUACCAGUGAAUUCGAGAGCCCAACUCUACUAAAGGCCAGCGCAUCUACAAUCACGUUGACUGCAUCAGUGGGUGCGUCCAAUUCGUGUGAGGAUCUGACUGAAAGCGCCAAGAAAUCGAAAGACCAAGCGGGUAGCGGUGCAACAGCCGCGGCGCAGGCUUUACCCACUCCCAUGUCUGGCUGCUCAACCAGGUUGGUGGAAACUCCGGUGUCCGUGUCAUCCUGCGCUGAUCUUGGGCUCGACGAACUGAAAAACACCUGCGAUCUUAACGAAUUAAAGAACUCGUGUGAGCAGCUUCCCUUAAAGACGAACCUAACAAGGCGGGACUCUAUAGAAAGUGGCUUCUUCUCGUGCUUCAACGAAGAGUCCGAUGCGGCGAUAACCAACAACAGUUUUGGACGGCAGCUAAACGGGAUUGGUUCGUUGGGGUUUGGUUGCGGCGGCGGGGGCAACAGUAGCAACUGUUGCUAUGAGAAGUUGAAGACGCAGCUUAUGCUCGAUGCAUGCGUCAGCGCAGAUAGUGAAAUCAACGAUAAACUGGCGAGUUUGUGUCGCUGCUGCUACUAUGCCACCUCGACAUCGAACGCCGCCGUAACUGCAGCCGCUGCUGCGGUCCAACAACAACAGCAGAGCCACUUGCUCAACGACACGUCCUCGACAUCCUCGUCGGUGCUACUGAUCGACAAUGAUCCCGCUGCGAUCGGGGGAAAUACCUCAUCUUCCACAGCGUUGGACUCGAUGGAUGACUUGGACGCCGACAUUGUGGCAUCGCGGCGCACACACCAGCGACGUUACACUUGCCACCAUGCGUUGCUCAGCGGGAACGGCAGCGAAUCCCAAAUGGCGGCUACAGCGGGUCUGAUCAAUCGACUGGCUCUGGACUCAGAGAUUCAUACUCUGCUUCAGCGCAGUCCUUUUGCAACGAAUCAAUUAUUGUACUGUAAGAACCGCACCUCGUCCAUCUACACGGAUAGCUCCGAUGAUAUAAGUAGCUUGGCAGGCUCUGAUUCCCUGCUCUGGGACGACCGCUCGUUCACGGCACUGCCCAGCACAAGAUCCGCACAGAUCGCCAAGAUAGUGGAGUAUUUUGAGCGGAAGCGACAGGACUCCUCGCCGCCAUCGGUACACCAUCGCAAUGGGAACGGGACGGUAGCAGCUGCCGUGGCUGCCUCUGCCCUGGGUUCCAACUACCUUUCCUACGAGUCGCGUCGAUAUUCUGACUUCAAGCGGCAUCUGAACGCAGAUGCCCUGUGCUUCGAUCUGGACAAGAAGCCUGCGCAGCAAAGAAUGAUGGUGUGCGAAGGUGCAGUCAAGUCGAAGCUUCCCAUAUUCGACAAAAAGAAGCAACAGCAAGGCGGCUAGCUGGGGGACCUUGUUAUGACAACCCCGACCUGAUACAUAUUUAAUAACUUACUUGUUAAGUCUCCCUGACUUAGUUCGAUUCUGUGAGAUUUGUAUCCCCACAUACGAUUCCUUUAUACCUGGCAGUACCACUUGAUAAAAAUACAAAAAAUAAUCGCAAAUAAUUUUGCGCUGAAAAGUUGGUUAGUUUUAAAUGCGUAAAAGUUUAAUUUAUAAGUAAAUAGUUGAUUUCCUUAUUGUCAAGGGUAUAGAGCGCAAUUGCAAGUAAGCCAAAAUGUUCUACGAAAAAUAAGCAUGCUCUUACAAUAAGCAAACCAAUUUCGUUUGUAUUAGUUGAAAAAUUGUAUCUAAUUACCAUUUAUAAGCAUAUACAUAAACAUAAUCAUACGUCGUACUGGUUCCUAGUCCUUCAAAUUUACUUCGCUACAUAUAUUAUGCUAAAUUAGCGAGUAUUCAAAAACCAAUCAUGGAAAGUAUUUAUUCUUAAUAAUUAUAUCUGUCGCUGGUAAACUCCUAUGAAAUGGCGUAGCUGUUCUUUAUGAAUACAUUUACAUAUAAUUUUAAAUUUAUCACGCUAUUUAUUUGAUUCUGUAUAAAAAUAUUAUGUUUAAAAUACAAUACAAAUAUACACACAUUUAUACAUAAAAUGGCAUAUUGCAAUAUAUACGGUUUACCUGUAACGAUUAAUUUAAAUACGUAGGCUUACCAACUUGAGGUUUUAAGACUUGAUGCCCCUUUCCCUCGAAAAUUGUACAGAUGAUCGCGAUCAAUUUAAGAAGCAAGACCACUUAUCAUUGGUCAAUCCAGUUCGGCUUAAACACGACUUAUGACUAUAGUUUUAGAUUCCUAUGUUACAAAAAUGUGGUUAUCUGCAUUACAAAUAAAUACAUAGGUGUAUACAAUGCACCCAGGAGAUCAAUUUCA
Molecule: messenger RNA, 5648 nt
Organism: Drosophila santomea
Lineage: Eukaryota; Metazoa; Arthropoda; Insecta; Diptera; Drosophilidae
Gene: cdi
Exons: 8
Coding region: 1065-4724 (1219 amino acids)
Biological process (GO): actin cytoskeleton organization; protein phosphorylation
Cellular component (GO): cytoplasm; nucleus
Molecular function (GO): ATP binding; protein serine/threonine kinase activity
Source: RefSeq, a predicted model, not a curated record